AUGUAUAGAAGCUUUCCAAGUCAUGUUGUUGUUUUUGGAGAUGAUUGUAGACACAAGCUGGUGUUUCCAGAGGAUUGGACUGCCUUGUUGACUGGAGUUUGUAGUCCUGUGGAGGUUCUUCGAGGUCCUAAUAGCCGUAUAUGGCCUAUGCAGCUGGUGAAGGUUACUGAAGAUACAAGAACUAAUAUGUGUCUUGAUAUUGGUUGGGAAAGUUUUGUUAUUGAAAAUUACCUGGUUGAUGGUGAAAUAAUGAUUAUCUAUUAUGCUGGUAAUAGGGAAUUCUAUGUCAGAAUUUUUUCUUCUUUUAUGAUUGAAAGGCGAGCUAGAAUUGAACCUAUUCAAAGGGACGAGAAUAUGUAA
Chenopodium quinoa (quinoa) is the source of this 360-nucleotide messenger RNA. RefSeq names its product B3 domain-containing protein At5g57720-like. Lineage: Eukaryota; Viridiplantae; Streptophyta; Magnoliopsida; Caryophyllales; Amaranthaceae. Gene Ontology annotation, molecular function: DNA binding. Bases 1 to 360 code for a protein of 119 amino acids. The transcript is spliced from 2 exons. The record is from RefSeq and is a predicted model, not a curated record.